Molecule: messenger RNA, 1267 nt
Organism: Hemiscyllium ocellatum (epaulette shark)
Lineage: Eukaryota; Metazoa; Chordata; Chondrichthyes; Orectolobiformes; Hemiscylliidae
Gene: pdcd2l
Product: programmed cell death 2-like
Exons: 7
Coding region: 140-1222 (360 amino acids)
Cellular component (GO): cytoplasm
Source: RefSeq, a predicted model, not a curated record
UAAUUAUAAGAAGGCUGCACCAAAAUAAAGACAGAUUUGGCAGCAGGAUAUAUAAGGCCAGCUGAGCUGAGGGGGCGGGAUUCGAAUUGCCUUCGCUCUGCGUCCGGGCCUCGCUCCUCGAGUAGCAGCAACCGCCAGCAUGUGUUCCACGGCUCGGCCGGGGCCUGUCCUACUGGGACUUCGGGAUGUAGCGAUCGAGGCAGGGAGCCGCUGUUCCUGGGAGACCAGCAAAGUGGGCGGGAGACCGGACUGUGUCCCUGGCAUUACCAUGCAGUAUCCUCACUGUCCACGCUGCAGUGAUCCCCUUAUUCAGGUUGUCCAGGUGUAUUGUCCCCUGGAGGGCUCGGCCUACCACCGGACCAUCAAUGUGUUGGCUUGUCUCCGACCGGAGUGCUGUGGGCGCUCAGACAGCUGGAAGGUGCUGCGCUCCGAAUGCCUAGGGACCCCUCCCAAUCAGGAAACUACAGCAAAGAAGAUGGUCCCGGUUCCUGUGACCGUGAAGGAUUGGUGUCCCGAGGCUGAUGACUGGGGAAUGGAGGAACCCUGGGGGUCCAGCACUGAGGGAGUAGUGCAGACCCCAGCCCCCGACUCCGAACGAGAGGUGAUGGAGCAGACAUCCCGACUGGAGGCCCUCCUGCUGGAGGGAGCGGAGGGCCAGGGGCUGGUCUCUCAAAGCACAGUGCCAGAAUUCCAGCCGUUCUAUAUCAGCGUGAUGGAGGAGGAAGAUUCCCAUUCCCAAAGCAGCUUCAAGCACGAGGAGGAGCUUCUAGCAGAGUACCAGAGGAGGGAGGGUGUGUGUGUGGAGCAGCUGCCUCUCUCCAGCUGUGACGGUGAAGGAGCUCCAGAAACAUAUGAGAAGAGUCAAGUUCAACACGGAGACAGAAUGUUCAACAAAUUCAUGAAACGCAUUUCCAGCUGCCCUCAACAGAUUUUAAGGUAUUGCUGGAAUGGGAGCCCAUUACUGCUGUCCCCACUGAGAAUGGAGUCAGCAGCCUCUGUGUGUGAGCUCUGUACCAGUCCCAGGGUGUUUGAGUUCCAGCUGAUGCCUGCUCUGGUUAACAUGCUGAAAGGUUCCAGCAGCCAAGAGCAGAGUGUGGAGUUUGGGACGGUGUUAAUCUACACGUGUCAGAGGAGUUGCUGGAGUCCCACUAACCAGACACCCGUCGAGGAAAGUGCUUUUGUGCAGGCAGAUCCGGACCAGCACUUCUUCAAUAGACAUUAAUCAUUAGUGAUUUCGUUCAAAAUAAAAGCAGUGUUUGAUCUGAAA